Myiozetetes cayanensis is the source of this 9861-nucleotide messenger RNA. It is a transcript of the gene MAP3K2, whose product is annotated as mitogen-activated protein kinase kinase kinase 2. Gene Ontology annotation, biological process: protein phosphorylation. The record is from RefSeq and is a predicted model, not a curated record. The transcript has 16 exons. NCBI's taxonomy places the organism in Eukaryota, Metazoa, Chordata, Aves, Passeriformes, Tyrannidae. Bases 2292 to 4166 code for a protein of 624 amino acids. Gene Ontology annotation, molecular function: ATP binding; protein binding; protein kinase activity.
GAAUCAAAUACUGAAUUAAAAAGAUGUUUUAUGAACAUCUUUAAUGAGUAAUUCUUUGGGAGAUCCCCCAAGACAACUGCUGAUACAAAAAACAGCAUCGAAAAUAAUUUCAUGUAUGUUCUGUUUGCUUUUUUGACUCUUAGGAAUGCAAAGGGUGCAAAGAAUCAGGCAAAAAUAUUAGUUGUGAUAUUUAAGGCUAUAAAGGUAAUCCCAGUUCACUAAGUAAACCAGUUCUGCCAUCUUAUGUGAGUGCAAGGUCCAAAGAUGCUUUCCUUAUUUUGAGUGAUAUUGGGCACUAUCAUUCAGCAAAUAAUUGAAAAUUCAGCCCGUUUUUCUCUCUGAAGAUUAGUACAAAUCUGCUGCUUUUGUGUCUUCGUGUGUUUCCUUUUCUAUGAGGGUACAACAGAAGCUUUUUCCUUUUUAGUUUUAGUUUUUACUUUGGGGUUUGCAUUUGUUUGGUUAGUUGGUUGAUGCAUUUUUUUUUUUUAAACAGAAUUUUUGUGUCUUCUGCUGUCGUGGCAUCAAGGGGCCAGAGACCAUGUAGUAGUAAAAGCAGAGGCUGUGGGCCACCCAGGCCAGGUUUAGUUCUCAUACUCUUACAGACUUUUUACAAGGCAUUAGAUGGGAGUUUCUUUUCCACAAUUCAGUUACUGUUUUGAGGCUGUCCAUAGACUUGGGAGUUUGUAACUCUGAAUGCACAUUCAUCAUAUUUUCAGAUUUAUUUUAGUUUGAAUGUGCUCUUUUGUGUGCUCUCUCAACCAAACUGAUUUCUGAUUACAUAGUGGGACCUCUGGGUCUUCAUUAAAAGCCUGAGCUAUUACAGAGCUUAAAACAGACAGUAGUAGGUGACUCACCUGAUAUGUAGGUAAAAGGCACUAUUUAGGAGAGACCUUCAUAUGACUCUCAAGUCCAAUGUAGGAGACAAUGCCAGAAUCUUAGAUGCUGAACUGAAGAUGCUCAGAAGUCUUUUGAACAACUAUAAUUAAUUUGUUGUUAGAUAGAAAAUUGGCAGAAUAUUCAAGCAAGGAAACCUGACUGACUGGUGCUUAAAGAGCUCCUCCCCUCUCUUCUCAGCCAUGUGCUCCCACAGGCUGCCCUGUGCUGGUCUCAGGGGUCGUUUGACACUCAUAAGGAACUAAACCAAAGGAAAGCAAAUUUUGAUUAAAGAAGGGGAAAAAAAGGAGUCAUAUUCUAUUAGUGUAGCUCCUUGAAUGAACUAGCAGGGAAAUAAUUUGGUUUUAUCAGAGUAAGGUAAAUAUUUUUUCUCUUGAGUCACAAGGAAGGAUGGUCCACUGCAGUCAACAAAGGGGAGGAGGGACAUGGGCCUUCCCUACUUAGUUACAGUGAGUGCUUAAGAAAUUAGAAUUUUCUUCUCUUGCAUUAAGAAAAUCAGAAUUUUUCCUGUGGUAGCCUGUACUGCAGCAAAUCUCAUUGUUUGUUUGGGGAUAUGUCUUUCCGUUUUUGCUGUUAACCUCCAUAAUGACAUCUCAUAGAAAGAUUAUUUUAAUUGGUCCUUCAUUAUUGGUUUUUUUUUUUCAGUUGGCCAAUUCUGAAGAUAUUCUGACAGGUUUUUUUCAUAAAAGUGCUCCUCCUUAUGUUUCUGCUUUUCUGGAUAACAUACAUUGUAUACUAAAAGUUAAUACUUGCUGUCUUCCAGAACCAUUUACUUUCAGCAAUGUUAGGAUAUCUAUGUUAUGAUCUUGAAUUAUGGUGAAAAAUAACACAAAGUUUUCUAGUUUAUAUAAUCAGUAGGUAUUGAUGACUCUUGAUUUGUGCUGUGAGUCUGAUAUGUAUUUAUAAAUUAUGGACCUUUUAUAUCUGUAGUUCUGAACAUGGAACUUUACACACCAGAUACAAUGUGGAACUGUAGAAAAAGAAUCAGUUUUUAAUAGUCUGGAGUAGUGGGUAUCCCACGUAGUAGAGUGUUAUAGUUAAUUAAACUACUAAUCAUCAUUUAAGGAUAUAGGUAGAGUCUAAAAUCAGCUUAAGUCUAGAAGAAUAUUUAGUUCAGGCUUUUGUGUCUUCGUAAAGUAUGUACAUUGCUCAGAGGCUGGUGAGGCUUUGGGGACAGUAUCUGUUUUCUCAACACAUUGUAUAUGUGCCUUAUGCAAUCAUAUUUGCUAUGUAGAAUAUUAGAAAAUCUGCCCAUAAACAAUGAAGAGUUGGCUGUUUUACAUGGCUUUGAAAACUUCAGUAAUUGUGGGGUUUUUCGUUUUGCUUUUUAGGGAAUAAAACAAUGCUAAUGAAGCAACCCUUUCCUUGAAGUUUGAGUUUUCAGACUUGUUGCUGUAAUGGAUGAGCAGCAAGCUUUGAAUUCAAUCAUGCAGGAUUUGGCUGUGCUUCAUAAGGCCAGUCGUCCUGUAUUGCCCCAGCAAGAAACAGGAAAACCAAAGUCAUCUUCACCUAAAAAACAGAAUGAUGUUAGAGUCAAAUUUGAACAUCGAGGUGAAAAAAGGAUCCUGCAAUUACCAAGGCCUGUUAAACUUGAAGAUCUUGCAGCUAAAGCUAAAGUUGCUUUUGGACAGACUAUGGAUUUACAUUACAGCAAUAAUGAGCUUGUAAUUCCAUUAACCACACAGGAUGACCUGGACAAAGCUGUUGAACUGCUUGACCGUAGUGUACAUAUGAAGAGUCUGAAGAUAUUGCUUGUAAUACAUGGAAAUACACAGUCACCCAGUGUAAAUAAUAUGGAACCCUUGCCCUCACUGGAAGAUUUAGAUAAUACAGUGUUCGGUGUGACAGACAGGAAAAGGCGACUGUCUGUAAUAGGUUCUAAUACUCGUGAUAGGAGUUCACCUCCCCCAGGAUACAUUCCAGAUGAGCUGCAUCAGGUGGCUCGAAAUGGGUCCUUCACCAGUAUCAACAGUGAGGGUGAAUUCAUUCCAGAAAGUAUGGAUCAGAUGCUGGAUCCAUUGUCUUUAAGCAGUCCUGAAAACUCUGGCUCGGGAAGCUGUCCCUCACUUGACAGCCCGUUAGAUGGGGACAACUAUCCCAAAACUCGGAUGCCAAGAGCACAGAGCUAUCCAGAUAAUCAUCAGGAAUUCUCAGUAGAGUAUGAUAUCCCAAUAUUUGAGAAAUUUGGAAAGGGAGGGACUUAUCCCCGAAGAUACCACAUUUCAUAUCAUCAACAAGAUUACAAUGAUGGUCGUAAAACUUUUCCAAGAGCCAGAAGGACUCAGGGGAACAGCUUCCGAUCACCAGUUAGUUUCAGUCCCACUGAUCACUCGCUGAGCACGAGCAGCGGAAGCAGCGUCUUUACACCGGAAUACGAAGAUAACCGAAUGAGGAGGAGGGGAAGCGACAUAGACAAUCCUACCUUGACAGUCAUGGACAUCAGCCCACCCAGUCGCUCACCACGAGCUCCAACUAACUGGAGACUUGGUAAACUGCUGGGUCAAGGUGCGUUUGGCAGAGUCUAUCUGUGUUAUGAUGCUGAUACUGGAAGAGAACUGGCUGUUAAACAAGUUCAGUUUGAUCCUGAUAGUCCAGAAACCAGCAAGGAAGUAAAUGCACUUGAAUGUGAGAUUCAGUUGCUGAAAAAUCUGCUGCAUGAAAGGAUCGUUCAGUAUUACGGCUUUUUGAGAGAUCCACCAGAAAGGACACUCUCAAUAUUCAUGGAGUACAUGCCUGGGGGUUCCAUCAAAGACCAAUUGAAAUCGUAUGGAGCACUCACAGAGAAUGUGACUCGUAAAUAUACGCGGCAGAUUUUGGAAGGAGUUCACUAUUUGCACAGUAAUAUGAUUGUCCAUCGAGAUAUUAAAGGAGCAAAUAUUCUGCGGGAUUCAGCAGGCAAUGUGAAGCUUGGUGACUUUGGUGCCAGCAAACGACUGCAGACUAUCUGUCUCUCUGGUACAGGAAUGAAGUCUGUCACAGGAACUCCCUACUGGAUGAGUCCCGAAGUUAUUAGUGGAGAAGGGUACGGCAGAAAAGCAGACAUCUGGAGCGUAGGUUGCACAGUGGUAGAAAUGCUCACGGAGAAGCCCCCGUGGGCAGAGUUCGAAGCCAUGGCUGCCAUCUUUAAAAUUGCCACUCAGCCAACCAACCCCCAGCUGCCACCUCACGUCUCCGACCACGCUCGGGAUUUCUUGAAACGGAUUUUUAUUGAGGCCAAGCUGCGACCGUUUGCAGAUGAACUGCUAAGACACACGUUUGCACACUAUCACUAACACCUGCCUCAACUCAGCUUGCAUCUACUGCAUUUAUUUUCUAUUUGACUGCACUUUUAUUUUUAUUUUUUACAAAGAAAAAGGAGAAAAAAAGACAAGAGAGAGAAUAUUCUCUUGAAUCUUUGUUUCACUUAGAUUGUAAACAAUCUAAAUUUUGUAUCUAAAAUGAGAAUCUUCUCUCCCCUCCCACCCCACCAGGACUAGAACUUUUUGUUUCUAUAAUGUACUGAUGUGGUUGAUGUAGAUAAAGCACUUUAGUACAUAUUUGUUCCUUAUUUAAAGGGGAAAAAAAUGACAAAUGCUUGGACAGUCAGGAACUGUGUGACUUUUUCUGACACCGCUGACUGACUCAGGGUGCAGGGAAAAAUAGACAUGCAGCUAAAGGACAAGAAGAUUACUUCUCUAUGAUUCUUCUCUAUGUUGUAGGUACUUGCAGCAGAGAGUUCUAAGUUCUUACUGUAUUUUAGCGUUUUAAUCACUUUCUGGAAUUUACAGUUUAAGCUGGAAUGUGCAGUUCUGAGAGUUAAAUGACGAGGCUGGAAGAACUUGGAACUCUUUGUACAGCAGUAUAUAUCUAACUGGUACUUCUAUGUGACCAAAAGAAAAUAACAAAAAUGAGCUCAAAACUAGUUAGAGGUUUUGGUGUAGAAUUAUUGUAUUAUCUUAAUAGGAAAAUAAUUACAGGUAAACAGAUUACGGGCCCAAACUCCUAGGUACUACUAUACUGCAAGGGGAAAAUUUCCCUACUAGACAAGGGUCAGCUAUUGGAUGUAAAUAGUUAGGAGAAUGCCUCCUGUUCUAUCUGCCAAAGAGAACCUCUGUUGCAUAAGCUUAGAGGGAGACGGUUAUCUUAGCUGAUAAAAAGUAGUGAUGUUGAGGGUCAUUUCUCCUCCACAAUCCCUUGAAUAGCUGGAGGGGAAAGAGAGGGACGAAUCCUUGUGCAGUAUAUGAAUUACUUGAUUCAGAAUGAGCUAUAGGAAAUGUUUUCAUAGCUGUUAAGAGGCGCUAGGAUGGAAUGUAUGUCAACAUCAAGUGCCUAAAUAAUAAAAAAUUAAUCCCGUUGUGCACUAAAAAAAAUGGGUUUCGUAACGCAGGUCAGUCAUCUAGAUGUGUUGAAAAUUCCUGAAAUAAAGUUAAACAUCUUUGAACGUCAGGAAUAAGUCACUGAGAAAGGUAAGACUCCAGUUAUAUUUUUAAUGAGGUAGCACUGAUGAAUCCUCAUGAACAAGGAGGCACAGCACAGAGAACUGUAUGAAGAAUAGGCCACAAGUGCAAAGAGAGCCAGCAGUUAAAUAACAUGAGUGUGAUUACUCCAGCCUGAGAAUCCAGAUGAUUGGUGUUUGUCAAAUUUCCAGCUGUCGUAAAGUGUACAUUAAUCACUUUUUCUAUUUCUGAAAGAGCAUAGUAAAAGAACAGAAGUAAAACUCUGAAAUAGUGCUUCUCAGUCAAGAAGCCCAGGUACUGAUCAGGUAUAGUGAAUAACUGACUUUUCACAACAGAAAGGUCAGGCUCUCAUAUUUUUGUAGAAGAACGGAACAUAAGUUAAAGGGGCAUUUGGAAAUAAACUAUUGGACUACAGAACUGAAAUGAUGUUUAUUGUUUUGGAUGAUUCCUUGAUUGCUUUUGUUGUUUUGUAAAGGCAGAGUGGGCUGGUACUGUAACCCUUGUCCACUCUGACAAGGCUCUACCUGUUCUGUAUCUUUAGAGGACUAUCAGAGCGACGAAGUGCAUGGAGAUAAAACAAUAAGUUUACCCAUUCCCAUAGUCAUUUAUGAGAUUUCUGAAUUUAUUCUGCUAAAUUCCAAAUCUUGUACCAGAGCAUGAGCAGGAGUAUGGAUCUAUCCUAAUCACUUUACCUGUAGUAGAGUAAGAAUGACUUUUUUGAGACCAUCUCUCCUGCGACAGAGUGGUGACUUCUUCAGCUUAUGUGAGUAUUUUACCCAAUUUACAAUUUUCUCGGUCAGCGUACACAACUGUGCAAAGUUUCGUGAGCAUGGGAAGAACUAGUCAGAUCAGGAAAAGUGUAGGAAGCUGAAAGGAAAGUCAGCUUGUGCUGACUUCUUUUUUUGGUUCUCAGUCACUAGAUAAAAGCUGUGAAGCAGUUUUUGUAUUGGUAUAUACUCUGCUCUACAGGACCUUUGCUUUAUAAGCAAAAUAUAAGGACAGUAGGGAUGGGAAGUUUAAUGUAGAACCUAAUAGUUUAUGUAGAUAAUUUAAAGAUCAUAUAGUUGAAAUGAUUGAUUUCAAACAGAGUAAGAAGGUACCAAACUCAAGGUGAAAAUGUAUAUAAAAAUCAGUAGUGGUCAGUGAUAUCUGAAAAGGUAAGGAAAUUUUAUACUACCAAAAAGGGACAUUAAAGGGAAAAUGUAACCAGGUUUAUCUGUAGCAUUCAUAACAUUUAGAUAUACUAUUCUAAAGAGAAACUGCACUCUCUGAAGCUUGAAAAUUUUCAGAAUCUAGUUUUCUUAUAAUGUGUCCUUUCUGUGAGACAGUGCUGGAUCAUGUGUAUUGCAAUAUCACUUCCUCAUUGUGACUUUUAAUUACUGAACAAUCAAGUUUGCUGCUUUUGUGCCUUUUCUAAAAAAUGGCAUUCAGUCAUGACAAUGGUCGGCAUUUUCAAGCCAGGAAAAAAAGAACUCUCAGAAUGCAUUUUUCAUCGUGUCUUUGCAUUGGCAGCUUUCUGACAUGUCAAAGACUGUGCUGCUUAAAUGAAGUGGACGUUUCCCAGUUCCAGUGAUUCCUGUAAAAUUUUAUUAAUUUCUUCAAGGUUAGGCUUGAGCUAGGUCUUUUUCACUCUGUGGAGAAUUUCUCUACUGACUUUAGUUGCUUAACUUAAAGUAAAUGAGAUGUAAAGAUCCCUGCUCACAAAUUCUUGUAUGUCAUUUUAAAAGCCACCAGCAUGUCAGAAUCAUGAAUUAGUCCUAAUUAUUGAAUUCAAUUACAAGAAAAUGCCAAUGAAAGCAGUACUCCUGCAGGGUUGGUUUGCUUUUCUGUAACACCACAAUGAAGCUGUGUUCUCAAAAAAUAAGGAUCGAUGUUCAUGGUGAGUAUGUAUAUUUUCAAAAGACCUACUUAUCUGCUAAUGCAUUUUAAUAUGCUGUCUCUUGCACAUAUUAAGUAACAAAAUUUAAGCUACUUCUGUGGUGUGGUUUUAAUGGUGUAACUAACAGUCCUGUUAGAGGGUGACUCAAAGUUUCAGUUGUGUUGUGGUAGAACAAGUUGUUUCUUCUUAAUUUGGGUGAUAGAAAUAUCCAUACCAGAACUCAAAAAGGUAUGGAUCUAAUAAUUUCAAAGUUAAAUCUGCAUAGUCUUUUUUUUUCUUGACAAUUUAAAUAUAGUCUUAAAACUGCAACUUGACUUUCAAUGCGAUUUUUAGCUAAACAGUCCUUUCAGUAUAGCAAAAUGAAAAGUUUAGGUUUUUUUAGCUAGUGCCUUUUUAUCUGUAUGCCUUAAUUUUUAUUCAUGUUAGAACACCUUAUCAAAAUAUGUCAUACACUUCCAUGUCACCAAAGCAGUCUUAGAGGAUGGGGUUUUUUUCGAUGUGCCCAAACCAGAGUUCGCCUAACUGCAUUGAAAAGUGUACUUGAGUUAUAAUGUGCAGCAGACAUUUAAAUUCAGAAUUUUAAAGUGAUUUCUGGCUUCCUGUGUUAACACAGGUUUUGUAUUUGCAUUCUGGAGACCGUAGACUGAUGCACAUACCACAAAGAGGACUUAUCUGCAAUCACAGAAAUAAGAGUCAGGAUUUGCCUUCCUGGCUCUGGGUACCAGACUCUUCAGCGGAGUUUUUAAUGGGCUUGAAAUUGUAGUUGGUACUUUUGUAAGGCUGUUUACUUUCAGUGCACAGGAAUAUGGUAUGUCCACGCAAACGAACAGAUUUCUCAGUGAGAUUAGCAUGGUGCCCAUGAAACUCUUUCCUGUGCCUUUUGGAUAAUCCUAAUCCUGCCGUUGUCUUGACUGAAAGCCUCGUAGCACUUGUAGGUACAGUGCAGUACAGCAAGCCAUUCUUUGGACAACAUAGAGCGAUGUCUAACUGCAGCUUCAGAGACUUGAGUAAAUUGGUCAGAUCUACAGUUAUUUAUAACCAAUUUCUUACUUUUUAAUCUUGAAAGACUUUGUCAUGCAUAUAGAAAAGUAUAAUGUGUGUGCUUGAAUGUAAGUUCUUAUGAUGUUUCUGGAAAAGCGAAAGUAUUACUGCCGUUGUCAUUUCUUCUUGCUGGUAACUUGCUGUCUUGUGUCAAUGACAAGUCUGCAGUGUAGAAUCACAUAUAAUUACCAAAGCUUUUCUAUCCUGUAUACAUAUAGCCAAAAGUGAUGUUUCAUGGAUUAGUACUGUCACUUAUAGGUAGUGUAUAUCCACCAGUAGGCUGUUGCUGACUGAGUAAAGCAGGUACUAGUAAAAAGUGAUAGACACUGCCCACGUUUCAGAGAUCCAUAUGGGUGUUCAUAGUUGCUGUUCUGAUAUGCAAAAUUCAUGCCCGCAUUAAAAGGAAGAGUUUUCUUUUUAAAGCUCUUUCUAAUUUAAUCUUAUUGUUGUGAUUCUAAAACUAAUGCAUAAGCUUGGUGAUUAAACCUGGUGACUUCUAUAGCCGGGUUUGAGCUUUGGGACAUUUAAGGAACGACAUGAAGAUGGAUUUGUGACCUGACCUGCUUUUUGCGCCAUAGUGAGAACAUUCCAAAGCUGUUGGGAAGCAGUCAGUCCUCUCGACAUGACAGUAAGAUGUCACCCACAGUUACCUACCUGGGUGUUGGUGCUGCCUUCAGGAGGAGCCACUAAUGCACACCAAAGGGUCAGACAGAAUUUCUCCCAACCCGGGACUUCUGAAUCAAAAUCCUUGAUCAGAAACAAAGAAGCUCCUUUCUCUGUUUAUUUCCCCUACUUGGCCUGCACAAUUUAUUUUUCUUUCUAGCUGACAGAGCUUAAACACUGCAUAGGUGGUGGCCACCAAUAGUUCCCAAAUAAGGUGUACGUACAGCUUUAGAUCAGGGGUCCUGUAAUUUGAACCCAGGACGCUGCAGCUCCCGGCUUCCUGGAGCAAUCCUUGGGUUUUCUCUAGCAAUAUAUACACACAUGGAGUUGAGGGAUAGAUGGGAUAGAGGAAAUAAAAAUUCUCACAUUUCAAAGCAGCCAUGCCUUGGCUAGGGCUUAGUUUCCAUAAAGUUAUUUUAAAGGGAGAGGAACUGGAUUAAAACAGAUAAAAGUUCUAUCUCAUGGUUCAGCCCUUAUGUUGAGUCCACAGAUGAGGACUGGAGGUCAGGGUCUUCUGCUGAGAGAUAAGGAAAAGGAUACUCCAACUCCAGGGUGGAUAAUCAUGGGAAAUAGAGCUUUUUUGUGCUUUUUACCCUGGAACUAGCUGAUACUUUUCCCCAGAGAUUUAUAUAAUGUGAUAUAAAAACAAGGAUUGCAUUUUCUUUUCUGAACAGCCAUUAGAUUGUUGGUUCCCUAGUGUUUGUUUCUUGUUAAUACCCGUAAAAAAGGUGGUGUCAUCUUAAAAUUGGAAUGGUUUAUUAUAGUGUCUGUCAUCUCAGACCUCACAGAAGUUGUAUAAAUGGAGUAUCACUGUAAAUAUGUGGAGGAGACUUAGUUUAAUUGGAACGUAGGCUUUUAGUUUUCAUUAAGCUAUGAAUAAAAAUUUGUAAAUUUACUCUUGAUCUAAUGUACAUUUUUAUGUAGCCAUUAAAUUCUCUAUUUAAUCUA